AUGGGCGACAGUGAUAGGGGAGGAGGAGUUGGGGGUGGUUACAGCCGAAAGUGGUGCAGGGGUGGGGUGGACAGGGAGAGAAGGAAGGACGGGAAGUGGGGUGGAGGAGGAGCUCCAUGUGAUGGUAGUUGGAGCAGCGGAGGGAGAGGUGAAAAUGAUAGUGGUGGUGGUGUUGGGUUGGAACAUGGCGGCGGCGCGCGAGAAGAGUGGCGGCGGCGACCAGACGGCGGCGGCGGCGGCGGCGGCGGCGGCGGCGGCGAUCACCGGCAGGCGGCAGGCGGCGAGGACCGGAAGGCGGCGGCGAGCACCGGCAGGCGGCGGCGAGGAGGGCCGGACGGCGAGCAGUAUGGACGGCAAGCAGACGACACGGCAAGGAAACGGCGGGAACCUUCCACGUCGAAGUUGCACCCUGAGAGUAGCCCAGGCAGUAGAACUUUUCGAUGA
Schistocerca americana (American grasshopper) is the source of this 444-nucleotide messenger RNA. Its product is annotated as glycine-rich protein DOT1-like. The record is from RefSeq and is a predicted model, not a curated record. The coding region runs from base 1 to 444 and encodes 147 amino acids. The transcript has a single exon. NCBI's taxonomy places the organism in Eukaryota, Metazoa, Arthropoda, Insecta, Orthoptera, Acrididae.